Rhincodon typus (whale shark) is the source of this 813-nucleotide messenger RNA. RefSeq names its product protein kinase C, alpha, a (gene prkcaa). NCBI's taxonomy places the organism in Eukaryota, Metazoa, Chordata, Chondrichthyes, Orectolobiformes, Rhincodontidae. The record is from RefSeq and is a predicted model, not a curated record. The coding region runs from base 1 to 813 and encodes 270 amino acids. The transcript has 7 exons.
AUGGCCGAUGCAGAGGGAGACGGUGGAGAGACCGUGAAUCGGUUCGCUCGCCAGGGAGCCCUGCGGCAGAAGAAUGUGUGUGAGGUGAAGGAUCACAAGUUCACCGCCCGCUUCUUCAAACAGCCGACCUUCUGCAGCCACUGCACCGAUUUCAUUUGGGGUUUCGGGAAACAAGGAUUCCAGUGUCAAGUUUGCUGUUUUGUGGUUCACAAGAGGUGUCACGAGUUUGUUACCUUCUCCUGCCCUGGAGCAGAUAAAGGACCAGAUACUGAUGACCCAAGGAGCAAACACAAAUUUAAAAUCCACACGUAUGGCAGCCCAACGUUCUGUGACCAUUGUGGCUCACUGCUCUAUGGCCUCAUUCACCAAGGGAUGAAAUGUGACACCUGUGACCUAAAUGUGCACAAGAAAUGUGUUAUAAACGUGCCCAGCAUGUGUGGAACCGACCACACGGAGAGAAGGGGGCGAAUAUUCCUGAAAGUGGAGGUCGACAGUGACAACUUGCUCCAUGUUACAGUGCGAGACGCAAAAAAUCUAAUCCCCAUGGAUCCCAACGGUCUUUCAGAUCCCUACGUAAAACUCAAACUCAUCCCUGACCCUAAAAGUGAAAGCAAACAGAAAACAAAAACCAUGCGCUCGACACUGAACCCCACCUGGAACGAAACCUUCACAUUUAAACUGAAAAGUAGUGACAAGGAUCGGAGACUGUCGGUGGAGAUCUGGGACUGGGAUCGGACCACAAGGAACGAUUUCAUGGGGGCUUUGUCCUUCGGUGUAUCCGAGCUGAUGAAAUCCUCCGCAGUUGGUUGGUAA